Molecule: messenger RNA, 990 nt
Organism: Lasiodiplodia theobromae
Lineage: Eukaryota; Fungi; Ascomycota; Dothideomycetes; Botryosphaeriales; Botryosphaeriaceae
Product: RNA binding protein
Exons: 2
Coding region: 1-990 (329 amino acids)
Molecular function (GO): RNA binding
Source: RefSeq, a predicted model, not a curated record
AUGUCGAAAUCCGAGAAGGUCAGCAAGAAGUCCAAGAAGGAGAAGCCCGAGGAGGUUGUCGCCGCGCCGGCAGAUACGGUCGCGGACGUGGUCGACGACGGCGCGAAGAAAAGCAAGAAGGACAAGAAGGAAAAGAAGGAGAAGAAGGACAAGAAAGACAAGAAGGACAAGAAGGAGAAGAAGGAAAAGAAGGACAAGAAGAAGAAGGCCAAGAGCGAAGAUCAGUCCUCCGACGAUGUGCCUGCAAGUGCGCCUGAGGCAAGCGAACCCGCCGAGGAGCCCAAGUCGAAGAAGAGAAAGCUCGAGGAGACAUCCGAUGAGCUUGCCGAAGAGCAAGAAUAUGAGGAAGGGCCGUCCGAGGAGAAGAACGCGAAGGCCGCCAGCGCACCCUCCGACUCCGACUCCCACCCGGCGCCUGAAGGCAAUGACAAGUCCGCAACCCGCUUCAUCGCAUUCAUUGGCAAUCUUCCCUACACCGCUACCAAGGAGUCCAUCGCGAGCCACUUUGCCAAGGUGCCACCUGCUUCCAUCCGCGCUCCCAUGACCAAGGACAACAAGAAGAGCAAAGGCUUCGCUUUCAUCGAAUUCGACCGCUACGACUACAUGAAGUCGUGCCUGAAGCUGUACCACCAUUCCAGCUUCGACGAUGGCAAGAGCCCCGCCAGGAAGAUUAAUGUCGAGUUGACUGCCGGCGGCGGCGGUUCAAAAUCAGAAGCCCGCAAAGAGAAAUUGAAGUACAAAAACGAGAAGCUCAACGAGCAGCGCAAGCGACGCAACGAACAAGAGACUAAGGAGGAGGCGCGCGCCCGCAAGAAGGCCAAAUAUGCGCCUAAGGGUAACAAGAAGGCUAAAAAUGGGCCAGGAAAGGGUGCCAAUGCUCAGCCGGUGGCAGAAAGAGGCCCGCCACAGUAUGAUGGUGCUGGUGAUGACGCUAACUCCGCUGAUAAUGGUGGUAUCCAUCCUGCGCGCUUGGCCAUGAUGCGGAGGUAG